Messenger RNA from Menidia menidia (Atlantic silverside), 2309 nucleotides. The record is from the annotation of a GenBank genome assembly. Lineage: Eukaryota; Metazoa; Chordata; Actinopteri; Atheriniformes; Atherinopsidae.
AUGGCUCAGCAGAGCCCCAGAGGAACCGGACCCCCCGCGGAAACCCGGGCCCCCCCCCCCGGAAACCCGGACGCCCCGCCGCAGGGUCCGGUGGCCCGGCAGCCCACGGCGACCCGGAACAGCCGCCCGCCCCCGGGACGCUUCCAGUCCGGCGGACACAAAGAGCGGGCCGGGGCACUCGGACCGGAGGCCGGCUCACGGCCGGCUGAAGUUUGCCAGCUUGGCAGAGCCAGACGGCGCCGACUUUACCGGAGUUUCCCGGAGCCUUUACCGGCGGGGAGACGGGGGGAGAGGAGGGACCCCCGGGCGGAGCAGCUCUUACCUGAGGUUUGGUGUUCGCCAGCAGAGUGCGCAGCUACACGGGGGUAUACGGUAGCGGCGCAGCGGGGGGGGGGCAGCCCAGCCCGGCCCGGCCCGGCCCGGCCCGGCCCAGACCUGGACCAACCCACUCCGAGCACCAACUUUAGCCAGCUGGAGAAGAUGGAGCCGAAAGCAGCAGUUCUCAGCACAGCCCCCCCCAAACCUGUCCAGCGCCACUCAUAUGCAGACACUGGUACAAGGAUUGGGAACAUCUCUGCGCACCUUUCGCUGAGCCGAUCUGCACUCUGCCACAUCUCGGGCUUCUGUCUCCAGAUCCAAAGCCCCGGUCCCUCUAUCUACCCUCCCGUGCUCUCUUCACUCUGCCCCCCCCUUCACAAAUCACUGUUCAUCAGAGGUGGGGCCAAUGGGGAGCCAACAGCAGGGACCACAACACUGAGCCCUCCGGACCAGAAGGGGCGCUGUCCAGCAGACCCGACGAAGAAGAAGAAGGACCACAACAGCAACAAGAAGACAAGAAGACGUGUGAGCGCGACCAGAGCAGAGGAGCUGCCGCCUCAGGGUUCAGAACCAAAGCGGAACACCAUGACUCGUCACGGGAAGAACUGCACGGCCGGAGCCGUCUACACGUACCACGAGAAGCGGAAGGACACAGCGGCCUCUGGCUACGGAACGCAGAGCAUUCGCCUGGGCAAGGAUGCCAUCAAGGACUUCGACUGCUGCUGCCUGUCCCUGCAGCCCUGCCAGAGUCCUGUGGUGACUCCAGAUGGGUAUCUGUACGAGAAACAGGCCAUUCUCGAAUACAUUCUUCACCAGAAGAUGGAAAAUGCCAAGAAGAUGAAGAGCUGGGGGCCCCCUGAAGCCUUUGCCAUAGUUCUGUACAGAAUUGUUGACUUUAUCCUUCAGGCCUACGAGAAGCAGAAGCAAGCACAGAAGAGCAGCCUGCAGCUGGAGUCCAAAUCGGAGGAGAGGCAGAGGGUGGAGAGGUUUAAGAGCAGGGAGAACAGCAUCGUGUCCAAACCCAUCAACCCCUUCACUUCUGGACAGAGCAAAGAGAGUGAGGGCAGCCGGGCGCAGAGCAGCUCAGGAGAAGCCCCCCCCGCCGGGCCAGCCUCCGCCUCCACCUCCACCUCCACCUCCACCCAGAGCCUGCCCAGCUUCUGGAUUCCCUCUCUGACCCCAGAGGCCAAGCCCACCAUUCUCAAAAAACCAAGUAAGGCUGUCUUAUGCCCCAUGUCUGGGAGAGCCAUCAGGAUGAACGAGCUGAUCCCAGUGCGCUUCACCCCGCUGGACCCCAGUCUGGACAGAGUGGCCCUGCUGAACCGGCAGGUCAGGCACGGUGUCCUGCCGGCCGGAGCCCGGCGGUCCGGCCUGCCGCGCUACGGCCGGAGGUGGAGCCUAGCGGCCGGCCUGGCGGCGUGCCCUCAUGCCAACACCCGUUCCGUGUCCCCCCUCCCUCCCCAGGAGCGGUACGUGUGCGCCGUGACCAGAGACGUCCUGGGGAACAGCGUGCCCUGCGCCGUGCUGCGGCCCUCGGGCUCCGUGGUGACGCAGGAGUGUGUGGAGAAGCUCAUCAAGAAGGACAUGACUGAUCCAGUGACUGGAGACACAUUAAGUGACAAAGACAUCAUACCACUGCAGAGGGUAGGCUCAGCUCUGGCCCCAGAGCAGUCCAUGGCUGGACCCGCCUGGCCUGGGCUCUCCUCGUUGGUCACUGCACUUAAACUGAGCAGUAAUGGGGGGCCCUUCCUCUUAAGCGGGUGGAACCGGCUUUGCAGCCUCUGGGGUUGAUCUGAGUGCCAAAGAGGCUCGUCCCGUGAUGCAGGUGUAGACCAUAACCAUCCUGUACCAAAGAGGGCUGACUCCCUCACCCUCUUCUUUUCUAACCCGUAGACCGCUCCUAUCCAUGUAUUCAUGUAUAACGUCUGUUGAAAUGUUGAACCUCAGUUGCUGUAGGUUGCAUUUUUAUGAAAUAAAUGUUGCUGAUUCCA